Messenger RNA from Closterium sp. Yama58-4, 1182 nucleotides. The record is from the annotation of a GenBank genome assembly. NCBI's taxonomy places the organism in Eukaryota, Viridiplantae, Streptophyta, Zygnematophyceae, Desmidiales, Closteriaceae.
AUGAUACGAUGCGAGGAGAUGAAACGAGGCGGGGAGAUGAAACGAGGUGAGGAGAUGAAACGAGGCGGGGAGAUGAAACGAGGCGUGGGAAACAAGGUCACGGCAUACGUCACGGCGUUCAUCUUGGGUCUUCUCACCCAUCGAGCCAUCAUCACACCGCCGACUGCCUUCCUCACUCGCCGCUUCUGCAACCCCUUCGCCCACGCCAACACCUCUUGGACUGUUGACUCACAUGCUUAUGACUUGAUUUUGGCCACUGUGUUCCAGAAGCCACGGCUGCUGCUCACCAGUAUGGCGUUGCAGCUGAAGGCGACGCAAGGAGGGGCGCGCACGGACCUGCCAUGGCAGGUGGUCAACAAAGGCGCCGUGUGGAUGGACCUGUAUCGCAAGACGUGGAACAUGUUCUGCAGCGACCUGUGGAGCACUGCUGCUGUGGCGCCCUUCUGGCUGGCGGGCAUCGAUUCUUACGGCAUCCCCAGCCUGCACUACAUUCCAGAGUUCGCUGACCGUCUACAUGAGUUGUUUCCCGAUGGCCGUGCCUUCACCCAUGCGGCUCGCCUGCUGAUGCACCCCGACAACGAGCUGUGGGCGCAGAUCACCACUGCCUUCCAUGCCAACCUGGCGCACUUCUCACACCGCCUCGGCCUGCAGGCUCUUCUCGAGUCCAGCAGUAAGGCGCCGUCACACGUGCCGCACACAACGAUGGGCGUGUUCGUGUCGUCCCUAACAAUGAAACACAUGCUGGAGCUGCAGGCACACUACACGCACCACAUGCCCAUCGGCAACACCCUCGUUGCCUUCUGGUCGCUGACGAGUGAGGAGGUGGAGAACCGGAAGGAGCAGCACCUUGUUGCCACUGUCAUUGAAAUCUGGCUCCUCAGCUUCUGCGACCGCCUGCUCAUCACCCACCUCUCGUCAUUCGGCCGCGUGGCAGCAGGGCUGGCGGGCAUAGAGGCCUACUCCAUGGCCAUCACAGUGGUCAACAUGCGCCAUGUGGACUGGCGCACCUCGCCUGGGCCUGUGUGCGAGCUCGUGCCGUGUGAACCGUGCGACACCGGCGGCGGCAACGUGAAAUGGGUGAGUGGAUCAAUGGGUGGGUGCUGCGCCUUUCAUUCUCAUGGGUGUGUGCUGGCAUGGGUGUGUGUUGCCAUGGGUGUGUGUUGCCAUGGGUGUGUGUUGUGA